Exophiala viscosa is the source of this 756-nucleotide messenger RNA. RefSeq lists its product as uncharacterized. Gene Ontology annotation, biological process: mRNA splicing, via spliceosome; nuclear-transcribed mRNA catabolic process. The transcript has 3 exons. NCBI's taxonomy places the organism in Eukaryota, Fungi, Ascomycota, Eurotiomycetes, Chaetothyriales, Herpotrichiellaceae. The record is from RefSeq and is a predicted model, not a curated record. Gene Ontology annotation, cellular component: U6 snRNP; catalytic step 2 spliceosome; U12-type spliceosomal complex. Gene Ontology annotation, molecular function: RNA binding. The coding region runs from base 117 to 527 and encodes 136 amino acids.
AUCCCAUCCAAUUCUUCGGGACACUUUCCCAAUUUGAAGUAAAGCCUCGUCUCAUCAUAGAGGCUGAAUCUUGACAGUACAAACUUACUUCAGCCCGGGAAUCCGAUCAACAAGAUAUGUCCGAGAGAGGUCACUUUCGCGGCGGCGACAGACGAGGAGGCGGCGGUGGCGGAGGUCGUGGCGGUAGGGGCGGAGGCAGAGGAGGCGGCGCUGCAUCAAAUCAAGCCAAUCAAUCACACGAAAAACCGAAGAAAGAGAAUAUCCUCGACCUCGCAAAAUAUGUCAACAAGCAAGUCAAUGUGAAGUUCAACGGCGGCAGAGAAGUCAUUGGGACCCUGAAAGGCUACGACGGACUCAUGAACCUGGUCUUAGAUGAUGUGAAGGAAACUAUGAGAGACGAUGAAGGCAACGAGACCACCAGAUCGUUGGGCUUGAUUGUGGCCAGAGGCACUUUGCUGGUUCUCAUUUCACCACUUGAUGGGAGUGAAGAAAUCGAAAAUCCCUUCCAGCAGCCUGCAGAAGAGUGAGACCAAUGAGCACGGCUCAUUCGCCACUGCCCGACCACGAAGACAUGACAGCAGCUGAAUACCGAUUCCAAAGCCGGUACGCUUUGGCGGACAUGCAGUGCAGACCUCGUCACCACGGCUCUUCACGCAGCUCACCUAGUAUGUGAUAUUGUUGCCAGAAGCACUGUAGCAGAACCUCAGAUAUAUGGUACCGGAUGACAUGGAGGCACUGGCAAAAGGGAUUGUAGUU